CAACCCCGCGGACUGCGAAGCGACCAAAAUAAGGGUGCCAACAUGCAGUUAUAGUUGAGGUAGACGAUUCUCCGAGCAGUAGCUUGCGAGGGCUGCAGGCAGCAUUAUACAGUACAAUGUACAUUCGUGUAGCGCAAAGGUGGGAAACUGUCCCCAUUGCACAGGGCUACCGGUAGAAACUACGGUGCUCUGAUGAGUAGUAGCUCAAGCGUCCUGGUCCUGAGUCCUGAGCAGGAUGGUCCAACCGCAGCUGCACUUCUUCGUCAAUUGAGUUGCAUUGCAUUGCACGGAGCUACAGAACAUACCGGUAGCUAGAUCAAGAAUCCCGGAGGGACAACAUGGACCGGUAAUGAGAUAAUCCAAAAGAUUACUCUUUACUGAGCAGGAUGGUUAUCUAUCCUCCGAGGAUCCAACCACAGCACUCCUGUCAAUUGAGGUUGCGUUUCUGCACAUCUUUCUCACAAUUUUCGAAACGAAGAUUACUAAACAACGGCAAAAAUACAAAGAAGAGAAAGAAAGAAUGAAGAUCAUUUUGGCGGCUGCGGGCUUCCUCGUCGCUAGUGUGGCUGGAGACGGUAUAAGAGGAGGUGUGUCAGAUGAAAUUUCGGUGUGGGGCGAUCAUGGCGGCAAAAAAGGUGUUGGCGUGAUUGACCAUGGAACCCAUGGUGCGGAGGAAGAAGAUGGAGGAGAGGAUGACGUGGUGUUUGCAGUCCCUUGGGAUGAUGACAUUGACUUUGACGAGGAGAAGUAUCUCUCAGCGGGCGACAAUGCCUUGCCCUGGGUUGUGGAUGGUGUCGGAUUCUCCAGCGUUGAUGAGUAUCUCGAGUAUGCCCAUGGGCGUCGUGUUACCGAUCAUCCCUACUUUCGCAGAAUGUUGGAUGAAAACGGUGAUCCCGUGGCACCGAGCAACAAAGACUUUACAGAACUUUUGGUGGCGGAGCUUGAGUAUCAGAGGGCGGUGAACGGGACGGUCGAUUCCUUGGAAGCCAUGGCCAGUGUUGCCCAACAAAUCGUCUUCAAGGCAAUCGAGGCUGACGAAACGGGCGACAAUCGUACUGAGUGGAUCAUGGAACACUUGACUAUCUCCGAGCAGGGAACCCCUGAGGCUCUGGAGAUGGCAAAGAUCAUUGCCGAGAACGCGAACCACACAGCUUGUGAAAUCCCCGGAGAGUGCGUCACCCAAGCGCGGCUCAAAAUUGUCAAGAACUGGAUUGAAGACUACCUAAACAACUGCAUCCAAACUGGAACAGAGCUUGAUCUCGAUUACAUGUACCAGCGUCUCUUUGCCGAAACGGAUGUGGAUCCGCAGAGUGCCGAUGAAUUGAUCCAGUCCUCUCCUGCUAUCCGUGAUCAAAUCGACUACAUGAUACAGGAAGCAGACAUUGCCGCGAGAGAAAAUGAAUUGGCUCCUCGGGCGGAGUUGGUCGAGAAGGCCCUCAUUGAUGCUGGGAACAACAUGACCGACUUUGAAGACGCUUUGGAAGAGAUUGGCUUUUCGGAAGAAGAAGUCUCUGUCUUGUUGCGAUCUCUAGCACCAGAACGCCUUGCAAAAGUUGAGGAGGCUAUUCGCAAGCCCAAGGAAGACUAUGAAGCUCAAGUUUUGAACUUGCAUUUUUAA
Molecule: messenger RNA, 1618 nt
Organism: Seminavis robusta
Lineage: Eukaryota; Bacillariophyta; Bacillariophyceae; Naviculales; Naviculaceae
Source: the annotation of a GenBank genome assembly